UCUUGUAGUUGUUGGAUUGAAACGUCUUUUGCCACGCGACGAAAGGCUGUCGUGGCAAGACAGUAGAACUGUUUAUUGCCACCACUUCUCUUGUGUCAGUCCGUUUUGGUGUCUACGUUUUCUGCAUUAAGCCAAAGCUUCUGGUUUCUUCUCAAUAGUUCGCUAUUCAACAUAAAUACGGUACCACACCGGAAACCACUACGUAAGAAUUACAAUAAAGCUGUGACUCAAGAACUGUCAUAAAAUUCUAAAUUUGGUUGAAAAUGAAUAAAAUACCGAUAACUGAUUUGUACGGAGACUCGGAUGAGGAGUAUCAAAAUGCGGAAGAAGAGGAGAGCCACUCAACAGACGAAGAUGUCGACGCGAGCCAGCCAACGGACGGGGAAGAGAGUCAGGCAAAAGAACAACAAUUUGACAAUAUGACUGAAAAGCAGACUGCCGAAAAAUUAGCUUAUCAACACAGGUGGCAAUUGAAUAAGCACAAGACGUUGCUAGCCAAGCGUGACGCGAGGUUAGAAAAUGUAAAUGUAUUACACAAGAAACUUCUUAACACUUGGAGUGACAAAAUGAAAUGUCAGCAGGAAUACGGGCAUCAGUACAUGCGUUCGAUUGAAACCAGCAAAAUAGUGUGGGAGUCCAAAAUGACUGCUGAUAAUACUAGAAACAACUCUCGACUUUCUUCCAAUGGUCGGUCGCAAAUGAAUCAAGAAACAUUGGCACAGGAAAAGGAGAGAUGUGCGAAACAAAGGGUGGAACAGUUGGCUAAAGAUUUAUUGGAGGCCACUGAAAAACGUAUGAGGACGCUCGAGGAAGUGAUUUCCUUGAUCAGCAGGGAAUUAAAUGAAGCAAAACAAGAUUGUCAUGCGCUCAAUAAAGAGUUGGUUGCAACGGAGGUUCAAUUAUUAGAAACCGAAGGUGUAUUAGAAACCUUAAACGAAUGCGAAGAAAUUCACGUUGAUAAGUCUUUCUUGGCUGGAACGUCAACUCAAUGUAGUGAAACUAAUAGGAGCAUGCUGCGUAAGAGUCCCCAAACAAAAUCAUUUACUUACAAAUCAGAAACAGAAAAACGAGAAACCAUCUUAAGAAAACGUUCUGCUCAGGAUUUCAAUUCUUUUCGACAGGAUUCAGGUACCGUCACAGAGACUAGAUAUUCAACACGAAGUCGUGAAUCGUACAGAUUUUCGCUGCCUACAAGCCGAGGUGUUUUAAGAAAGAAUGUGCAAUUAAGUUGCUCAACUACUGAAUCCACCGAUGAAGAACCCGAUCCAAUAUCAUCCAAAUAUAAAUACUCGUAUUCCUACGAGUCGACUAGAUAAUAAGAAAUAACGUCAUUUAUCUCAUCCAACGACAAUUCGGUCAACAAUACCUCUGCAAUUCUCAGGACGUCGUUGAAAACAUUUACUAACUACUGAAACUGUUAAAAGAACGCGUGGAUGAAUGGUGAAUUUGUAAAUGGGAAUGACUAAAGGAUGAAAAUUCUUCCGUCCAUUUCUUUCGAGUUUCUUUCAAUCAGCAUAUUUUAAUCACAUUUCUUUACUUCACCAUGCAGAUUGUAUUAAUAUUUAAUAAUAAAAUACUUUAAUUUU
Molecule: messenger RNA, 1586 nt
Organism: Daphnia pulicaria
Lineage: Eukaryota; Metazoa; Arthropoda; Branchiopoda; Diplostraca; Daphniidae
Exons: 4
Coding region: 264-1316 (350 amino acids)
Source: RefSeq, a predicted model, not a curated record